AUCAAGAUUAUUCUUUCUUAAUUUCAACUAGGGCUACGCCAGCCUUAGCCCGUAAUGAUUGUGCAGAAAAAUGUAUAGUGGGAAAUGGAAAGUCAUGACAUUGUUUAUCACGUGUAGGUAUCGCUGAUAAUCUAAUCGCGCACGUUUUACAUGAUAAUAUCACUUUUAUCUCAGUCACUGCAAUUCUUAAGGUCACUAAUACAGAUAAGUGUCUAGAAGAGUUCAGUAUAAGUGCAGUAUACCAAUUAGAAGGACAGUCAUUAUUUCGUCUUCGUGUUAUGAGUGAUAGCUAGGUACAACAUUGGUAGUCUAGUCACACACGCUUCACAUAAUGCACCUCUAAGCCUGAGGAACAUUUCGAAAGAAUACUGAAGCACCUGCAGCGUGUUUCUAAGCUUCUAGCUGCACUUGAGAAAAGGAUUAGCAAGUCUCGGGAUGGGGGAACCGUUUGCUGUCGUCAGCGAGGGACCGGCACUGAGUGACCUUGCUGGGAGGAUUAAGGAAGAUCUCCCGGCUGGUGAGCCAGUGUAUAAUAUUCUGCUGUUUCAUGCCCGUGGCCAUGGCUAUGCCUACACUUUCUACACGCUCAAAGAUCACCCACACACCCACGUCAUUAUGUGGCGCAGCAAAGACGGUACGGAACUCGGUUUUCACUGUCAGGAGAGCGAGGUAGAGCUCCUGAAGGCGGCCCUGAAGCAGUCGCUCUUGUUCUCUUGGCAGGCGCCUUUUGAGAUUGCUUGUGUGCCGGCCUAUUUGAUCGCCGCCAUGCAAGAGGUGGCCAGACACAAGACUGGAUGCUACCUAUCGGAGACAAAAACUCUUGUCUUUAGUUACAAGUCUCCUCAAGACGACGAGCCUCUUAGGUGCCGAGCGGGGUUGCGUGUGCGUCGGCUGGGAACGGCUGCCGUCCGCCGCAUGCUGGAGCACAGCAAGUACGACAAACACAGGCCUCUCGACACCACGGUUCGCUUGGCCCAGAACAUCGCUUCGGCUGGCGUCUACGAGUGCCCGGACGCCAAAACUGAAGAGGUUAUCGACCCGGAAGACGUGCCCGUCGGUGGGGAAGGCGAGACGCCUCUCGCAUAUAUUAGCAUCAUAUUCUAUGGAGGUUUGGCCAUGCUCAUGACGGAGGAGGAGCAUCGUGGGCGUGGGCUUGGAAGUCUCGUGACUCAGGUCGCGGCCAAGAUGCUUGAAGCCCAAGGAUACGCCCCUCAUGCCUAUGUGGAGAUCGAUAACGCAGUGUCUUCUGCGAUGUUCAGCAAGCUACGAGGCUGGCGCAUGACGCAGAGGGCGUCCUGGUUGCAUCCUCCCUUCAUCCAACCUUUGGACGCCCACGACACUCGAGAAUAGCUGUAAAGACAGGAAAGAAGAGAGACAGUCUGAAACCAAGUAUCCAGAAUGUCUUCAUGCACGCCAAUCAUCAAAUGGAGUACAGCCAGGGGAGAGUUCUACUGGUGUUCUACAUGUGACACGGCAUACAGGGAUAGGGAGGGC
This is a messenger RNA of Penaeus indicus, 1494 nucleotides long. RefSeq lists its product as uncharacterized. Gene Ontology annotation, molecular function: acyltransferase activity, transferring groups other than amino-acyl groups. Lineage: Eukaryota; Metazoa; Arthropoda; Malacostraca; Decapoda; Penaeidae. The transcript has 5 exons. The coding region runs from base 436 to 1350 and encodes 304 amino acids. The record is from RefSeq and is a predicted model, not a curated record.